AGAACUUCCGGGGCCGAACUCAACACAAAUAGACUUUAAUGUGUUACCAAAUAAGGCUCAGAUCACAUGAUCUACAUUCAACAAAGAUGGCUUACCCAACAGUAAGGGACCCACCAAUUUCUUCAAGACAACGUUCUUCACGAUCUAAAAUACCAAGUUGUCGAGUGGAAAAGGAGAUAGUACGAAAAACCUAUGAUUUAGUUAAGCCAGCUCCAGACAAAUACAACUGUAUGAUAUGUUCUGGCCUACAAGAACAACCAGUACUGAUGUCAUGCUGCGGUCAACAUUUCUGUGAGAGCUGCCUGAAAAAAUGGUAUGCAGAACAAGGCAAAAAGUGUCCUCAUUGUCGAAACACAGGGGUGACCUACUUACUGAAUAAAGAACGUGUUCGAGAUAUUAAUGAGCUCCGAGUGUACUGCUCCAACAAGAGCAAAGGCUGUACAUGGAAGGGGGAGUUGGGAAGCUCGAACGGCCAUGUGGAGUCAAAUUGUGGAUUUACUGAGAUCGAUUGUCCUAAAGGUUGCAAAAUGAAGUUACUACGAGACAAAAUGAGCAAUCAUAUACGAGAUAGCUGCUUGUGUCGAGACUACAGCUGUGAGCACUGCGGGGAGAAGGGCACCUAUCACACCAUAACGGGGGAAUGUGGGGAGUUUGGACCAUGUGAGUACCAUGAUGACAGCCAUUACAGCUGGUGUUGGCAAUAUCCAGUGCAGUGUCCUAACGAGUGCUUCAAGACUAUCAAGAGAGAAGAAGUUCAUAUCCAUCGAGAGAGUUGUCCCCUUGAGCCCGUUAAAUGUUCGUUCUCAGAGGUUGGGUGUCAGGAACAACUGGUGAGGAGGGAUCUUGACAACCACAUGGCAACCAGUGAUCAUCAACACCUGCUACUCAUGAUGAAGGCUUUCAAAGAACUGAAACAAGAGACUAAACAACUCAGAGACGAAAUGAAAGCGCAAGUAAAAGAGAAAAGCAGCUGUUUUGAUAUGGGUGAAUCUGGUACCAAAAAGUGUGCGUGGAUGCAAGUGCCGAUGUGCUGCUUUAAUGAACAAUCAAAGUAUUAGACUAAAUUGUACAUGAUCUGUAACAGUACACACACUGAUAAUACACCAUUAUUUCUCACCUUAGCUCUGGGUGUGUCCAGUUUACCCCCCACAGUGAUCAAAAAUGGACAAA
Molecule: messenger RNA, 1170 nt
Organism: Halichondria panicea
Lineage: Eukaryota; Metazoa; Porifera; Demospongiae; Suberitida; Halichondriidae
Product: TNF receptor-associated factor 3-like
Exons: 1
Coding region: 39-1058 (339 amino acids)
Molecular function (GO): zinc ion binding
Source: RefSeq, a predicted model, not a curated record